Molecule: messenger RNA, 1332 nt
Organism: Mangifera indica (mango)
Lineage: Eukaryota; Viridiplantae; Streptophyta; Magnoliopsida; Sapindales; Anacardiaceae
Product: CBS domain-containing protein CBSX1, chloroplastic-like
Exons: 9
Coding region: 209-952 (247 amino acids)
Source: RefSeq, a predicted model, not a curated record
UUCCACAAUUGGCGCGUGUAUGAACUGAAAAGUGAAAACCAGAGCCAACCUUUUUCCCCUUUACUUUUCCACUCACGCAACUUCCAUUCUCCUCUUCUCUUUUCUUUUAUUCAUUCCAAUCUCACUUAUUAUAUAAUUUAAGCUGGGAUCAUCCGAUAAAACACCUUCAUUUCCAUUCAUAAUUUAUAAAAAAAAUUUAAAGACAAUAAUGAGCUCCAUUUCUGUGCCCACUUGUCUCACCCUCGUACGACUCCACGGCGUUCACUCGCUUCCCCAUCCUCACUUUCCCUGCACACUAGUAACCGCCAUAUCACCGGUUCGUUCUAAGAGCCGACGUUGCAGUUUCUCUCGAGCGCCGCCGGCUUUCGCUCAUAACGGCGCCGGGAUCACGAACUCCGUUCCGCCAAGAAAUGGAACAUACACGGUUGGUGAUUUUAUGACCAGGAAGGAGGAUUUACAUGUUGUGAAGACUACAACAACGGUUGAUGAAGCACUUGAGUGUCUUGUCGAGAAGAGAAUAACUGGUUUUCCUGUAAUUGAUGAUGACUGGAAACUGGUUGGUGUUGUUUCAGAUUAUGACCUGUUAGCAAUUGACUCCAUAUCAGGUUGCAAUCAAAAUGAUGCAAACUUGUUUCCUAAUGUCAAUAGUUCUUGGAAAACAUUCAAUGAGAUACAAAGACUGCUUAGUAAGAAUAAUGGAAAAGUUGUUGGUGACUUGAUGACACCUACUCCACUUGUUGUUUAUGAAAAUACCAACUUAGAAGAUGCUGCUAGCAUACUGUCACACUUGAUUGCACUAAGUCAAAUCUCUGAUGAAAGGUUGUUGCUAGAAACAAAAUACCGUAGAUUGCCAGUGGUAGACGGUGAUGGCAAGCUGGUCGGAAUCAUCACAAGGGGAAAUGUUGUUAAAGCGGCUCUGCAUAUAAAACGUUCAGGUGAAAAGUUGACGUGAUUGUCAGAUUACAAUGCAGGGUAGUUCUGGUGGUCCUAGAUAAUAUAAUUUGCCCUAGUUCAACUAUUGGAGGCUAACAGGUAAUAGGCUUCUUGCCCUUGGAGCCUCCUUGAUAUUUAAUGCUUUGCAAUUAUUCCGUUGAACUUCCAGUAAAAUUGGUAUAUAUAGGCUUGAUAAAUAUUGAAUUUUAGCUUGGAUCCAAAUCUGUCUGGAGCGGUAUGAUUUUUGUAUUAUAAAAUAUAAAUAGGUUUCUUCUUGUAAUUAUGCUGGGAGCUUAUUUGUUUUAAGUCUCCAUCAUUGGGCUAUUGAUAAUACUUUUUACAACGGUGUAUUACAGUAGUAUUUUCAAAUAAAAUAUAAAAACCAAGUUUGUUUGUUUA